AUGGAGUCCAAUCUAGCUAGAUGGAAUAAACGGGUACCCAAAAAAGUGAAUCUUUUUGUAUGGCGACUGCUACGCAAUAGUAUUCCUACACCUAUUAAUCUGUUUGGUCGUGGUACUGUUGAUGUGAGUACGGUUCGAUGUAACUUAUGCAAUAAUGGAAUUGAUGAUACGAGCCAUGUAUUUCGUGACUGUCUUUUUACGAACACUAUUAGAAGAAGGCUUAGCGAUUGGAUACAAUACUCCAUCCCUGAUGUAAAUCCGUCAGAACUGGUAGAUUGGUAUAAAAGCUUACAGGUUACUAAUCCAAAACGCGACAUGAUUGAAGCUAUUCUCUUCGUCGGGUGGUGGCAUAUCUGGAAGGAGAGAAAUAAUGCUCUACAUAAUGGUAAACACGCUACCCUGAUCGAUACUUUCAAUUCGAUUAUGUCUCUUGGAUCUCUUUGGAUGUCUAGCCGUGAUAAGAAGCGUAAUUACGACUGGAACAAUUGGCUCAUGAACCCAAUGGAGAUUGCAUGA
Messenger RNA from Erigeron canadensis, 516 nucleotides. RefSeq lists its product as uncharacterized. The record is from RefSeq and is a predicted model, not a curated record. Lineage: Eukaryota; Viridiplantae; Streptophyta; Magnoliopsida; Asterales; Asteraceae. Bases 1 to 516 code for a protein of 171 amino acids. The transcript has a single exon.